AAAAUAAACAAAUAAUUAUCUUGCGCACAUUGCUACACAAAAUUAAUUAAAUACAGCCUUAAUUAUGGACGUAAGAGCACUAAAGAAGGAGAAGAAUCGAAAAAGAAAACAAGAUUUAUUGAUUAAACAAGUUGAGCAUCAAGAAGCGGUUGAAAAAGCUAAGAUCAUUCAAAAAGAAGAGGAAUUAAGGCUUAAAUCUAGUGAUAUUAAGGAAAGUGUCAGUACAAUUUCGAUAGCUGUUCCUGGAUCAAUUUUAGAGAAUGCACAAUCACAAGAAUUGAGAACAUAUUUAGCAGGUCAAAUUGCUAGAGCAGCAUGUAUUUAUAAUAUUGAUGAAGUAAUAGUGUUUGAUGAUAAUCCAUCCAAUAAUGUAACUACAUCUAAAAUGCAGCAAAUUGAGACAUCAGAUGGUGUUAAAAUAGCUAGACCAUGUUGUAUUCAAUUUGCUAGAAUCUUACAGUACCUGGAAUGUCCACAAUAUUUAAGGAAGUUCUUCUUUCCCAUUCAUAAUGAUUUAAAGUUUAGUGGACUGUUGAAUCCACUUGAUUCUCAACAUCACUUGCGUGUAACUUCUGAAUUUUUAUAUCGUGAAGGUAUAGUCACAAACAAGCCACAUCCAAAAUUUUCAUUCGUUAAUGUUGGUCUGUUAAAUGACAUUCUUGUCGAUAAGCAGCUUCCAGAAGGCAUAAGAGUCACAGUAAAAAUUCCACAAAAUUCUGAUCUUAAAUCUAAGAAGCUUAAAGGAAUUAUUGUGUCGCCAUCAGAACCGAGACGUGUUACAGGCAUUUAUUGGGGCUAUAAUGUAAGAAUAGCAAGCAGCAUAUCCCAUGUUUUUUCUCAGUCGCCUUAUGAUGAAGGAUAUGACUUAACAAUUGGAACUAGUGAUAAAGGAAGUAACAUAAAUGAGACAGAAAAUAAGGCACUCAAGUACAACCACUUGCUUAUUGUAUUCGGUGGCAUUUUUGGACUUGAGAAUGCUGUAGAAAAUGAUGACAACCUGACUGUUGAUGAUCCAAGCAUGUUAUUUGACCAAUACUUCAAUGUCGUACCAGAUCAAGGUUCACGAACAAUUAGAACUGAAGAAGCUGUCCUAAUUACUUUAGCUGCUAUGAGCAAUAAGUUACAGGCACAGAAUGAACCACCAGAAUUCAAGUAUAAAGACUUAAUUGCGCAAAGUGAAGAUACUGGAAACAAUCAAGCACCAUUAGAACCAAUGAAAAGAAAGAAUAAAGUUAAAAAGAAGAAACUAGAAGCAGCUGUUGCGUCUGAGGAAGAAGGAGACAUGAAUAUGGACAGAUUUGAUUAAAACCGUUAAAUUAUCUGAAAUAAAAAAAAUUGAAUUUGAAUUUAAAGAUCA
Chironomus riparius is the source of this 1357-nucleotide messenger RNA. NCBI's taxonomy places the organism in Eukaryota, Metazoa, Arthropoda, Insecta, Diptera, Chironomidae. The record is from the annotation of a GenBank genome assembly.